Messenger RNA from Malassezia japonica, 2160 nucleotides. RefSeq names its product Sodium- and chloride-dependent GABA transporter 1 (gene GAT1). Bases 1 to 2160 code for a protein of 719 amino acids. Gene Ontology annotation, biological process: negative regulation of transcription by RNA polymerase II; positive regulation of transcription by RNA polymerase II. NCBI's taxonomy places the organism in Eukaryota, Fungi, Basidiomycota, Malasseziomycetes, Malasseziales, Malasseziaceae. Gene Ontology annotation, molecular function: RNA polymerase II cis-regulatory region sequence-specific DNA binding; zinc ion binding; DNA-binding transcription factor activity, RNA polymerase II-specific. The record is from RefSeq and is a predicted model, not a curated record. The transcript has a single exon.
AUGUCGCUCACGCUCCGUCGCCAGCGCGAGGCGGAGCAGGCGUCGGUGAGCGAAGCCUCCCCCCAGUCGGCCCCCGGCGGGCCACUCCGCGAAACGCCACCGGAAGAGUCGCACGGCGAUACGCGCCGCGGGCGCAACAAGACUGUGCGGCCGCUGGAAGCGGGUGUUUCGAUGCGCCAGACUGCGACCGAAGGCCCGCGAGUGAUCUCGCAUCGGUCGCGCUCCCGCUCGCUGAGCAUCAUGGACGUCGACCGCAACUCCUUCCUCCGCUCGCACUCGCGGAACAGGAGCAUGUACGGCUGGCCCGCGCCCGCGGCCGCGUCCUCGUCACUAAACACGAUCGACGAUGUGGUCCAGUCGCCGCUCGAUGCGGACUUUGCACAGAGUCUCGGUCGUGAAUUCGAUGCGGCGCUGCCGAGCCUGACGAACCCCGACUUGUUCUCGGACCUGUACGACGCGCUUCCGGGCCAGUCGGCGCCGCAAAAGAUGGUUUCGGCACCAGUGACGACCUUCCAGACCCCCUCGCCCAAGGCGAGCAUGCACGGCAUCGCGGCGACGGCCGGCGCCUCGCCGCAGACGCGCUCCGCGUCCCAGGAGCGUAUGAUCAACGCCUUUGAAAAGGCCGCCUUUGACGACCUCUUUGAAAAUUCUACCCCCGACGCGUGGACGGCCUCGACGCCGCUCGAGCAGCACGCUCAGUACGUGAUGGCGCUCAGUGGCCGCCGCUCCCAACUGCCGGGCGACCGUGACGACCAGUCGCUGCCGCAUACGAACCACCUCGACAGCGUGCCCGGCAUCGACGAUUAUGUGAGCCACGAAGCAAACCAGCACCCCGAGUACGGCUUCCUUCCCCGCCUCGUGCGCAAGACCUCGUUCGACCACAAGGUGCGCGAGCGCAGCGAGUCGCGCGGCCCCUCGCGCGGCCCCUCGCGCGGCCCACGCAACCGCGUCACCUCCUCGCUGAUCCACGAGGCGAGCGACCGGGCGCAGGGGCGCAAGCGCCUGCGCAACGCGUCGCCCAUGCCGUUUGGCCUGCGUACGCCUACGACGGCCGACCAGCGCGUCGCGUCGGGUCUGUCGCGCGAGAUUCCUUCCUUGUUUUCGGCGGACCUCAUGCAGUAUAUGCCCUCGAUGAUGUUUGACUUUACGAUGCCGGCGCCGCCGCAAAAUCUCGUGCAAGAUCCGGUGGAUUUGACGCACGACGCGUCCAUCUCGCUGAGCCAGGGCGAGAUGCCGCAGGUGAUGCACCACAGCCGCUCGGUCGACGUGAAUGUGCCGCAAAACACGUAUGUGCCGAAUGCGCAGGUGCCCUAUAUGCCCGACAUGACGUACAUGCAGCCCGGGGCACAGGUGCCCGAGCCGUCUGCGGCGACCAACAUGUCGCCCUCCUACCUACACGUGGACCCCAGCCAGCUGUUGGCGCAGCAGCCGCAGCCGCAGCCCAACAUGCGCCUCUUCCCUGGCGAUGCGGGCUUUGAGUCUCCGGCGCAGAUGCACGGCGCGAUGGGCUACAACAUGGGCGACACCACGCCGCUCGGCCCCGGCUCGCUCGAGCUCAACUCGCUGUCCUCGCCGACGGGGCCGUCGAUGGUGUUCAAUCAGGAGCCCUACUACACUUCGGUUUUCCACCCGAUGGAGAUGGGCCAAGGGAAGGCAUGGCCGCCCAACGCGCAUCCUCAAUACCCCCCUCCUAUCCCGGGCGCGGUCGGCAACGAGAUGAACACGAGCAACUCGAUCAUCUCCCAGGCCGACUCGAGCGACCGUGCGAGCCCGUUCACCGAGUCGCCGCCGCCUGCACCGCCCAAGGGCAGCCAAAGCCAGGCGUCGUCCGCGUCGCCUGUGGGCGUCGUGGAAGGCACGCCGACCGUCUGCUCCAACUGCCAAACCACCAAGACGCCGCUGUGGCGCCGUGAUGCAGAAGGCAACGCGCUGUGUAACGCAUGUGGCCUCUUCCAGCGCCUGCACGGUGUGAUGCGUCCGCUGUCGCUCAAGACAGACGUGAUCAAGAAGCGCAACCGCAGUGGCGCGACCGGCGCGCGCGACGGCGGCCGCAACUCUACCACCCAGCGGCGCAGCAGCGCCUCGUCACGCACACAACCCAAGGUCCGCCAGGAAAACGCGCCGGCGCGCGCAGAUUCGACGCACUUUAGCGGCUGGUAG